AAUUUGAGCUGUUCGUUAGAUUAAGAAAAUAAUGAGGAGAAAAUGUUGCUUAGCGUGCCAUAUAAAAUGCUUUAAUUCCAAAUAUUCAUUUUAAAAAUUGGUGAAUGUUGUUUUCAAUACUAUAUAAUCUGUGCUUUCAGCUGUCCGCUGCGACUAUGUGGAGUCUAUUCGCAGUGGACAUGAAAUAUGCCUUGGAAGAACACGAGCAACAUCGGUUGUGCAAAUCCUCAGCUUAUAUGAACCUGCAUUUCAAAGUCAAAUGGCUGUAUACCAACUACGUGAAAGAUGUACCACCAUAUAAAGGUUCAGUGCCAGAAUAUCCUUCAUGGUUUGAGCCCUUCGUGAUGCAGUGGUUGAAUGAGAAUGACGACGUUUCCUUAGAAUAUCUGCAUGGAGCAUUCAAUAGGGACAAAAAGGAUGGGUUCCAAAAGAGCAGCGAACACGCGCUGUUCUCCAACUCAGUAGUAGACGUGUUCACGCAGUUGACGCAGUGCUUCGAUGUCGUGUCGAAAUUGGAGUGUCCAGAUCCGGAAAUAUGGAAACGCUACAUGAAAAGAUUCGCCAAGACCAUCGUAAAAGUCCUCAUCGCAUAUGCCGAUAUUGUCAAGAAGGAGUUCCCUGAACACCUGAAGGAAGAGAGGAUAGCCUGCAUACUGAUGAACAACAUCCAACAACUGAGGGUUCAGUUAGAAAAGAUGUUUGAAUCUAUGGGUGGUGACAGGUUAGAACAGGACGCAGCUAACAUCUUGAAUGAGUUGCAGCAAACACUGAAUGGUUCAUUAGAUGAACUAGCUCACCAGUUUGCAUGCAGCUUGGAGCCUCGAAUAACAGCUAGCGUGAAGGAGUUAUCCGACCUACUGUCAGCUAUUAAAGGAGGCGGUCAUACUAUUGGAGCUGCACAACCACCUGGAGCUGUUGCAGCUGAGGCUGACGAGGUGUUGCGACCACUGAUGGACCUCCUAGAUGGUUCCCUGUCAUUAUAUGCUCAAUCAUGUGAGAAAACGGUGCUGAAACGUUUGCUGAAAGAACUAUGGAAGAUAGUGAUGAGGAUAUUGGAGAAAACUGUUGUACUUCCACCUAUGACUGAUAAAACUAUGAUGUUCAAGAGUUUGACAGACAAUGCUAAGAACUUAGCAGCGAACACUAAGAUUGAAGACAUGUCAAGGCUGUUUAAAAAUCAUAUGACUGGAAAGCAAGACGUCAAGAAUGCUCUCAGCGGGGUUAUGGAUAUAUCAAAGGACUUCGAAAAGAACUUGUCACCAAAGCAGUGUGCCGUUCUUGAAGUCGCUCUGGACACCAUCAAGCAGUACUUCCAUGCUGGAGGCAAUGGUCUCAAGAAGGCGUUCUUAGACAAGAGUCCUGAGCUGCAGAGCCUUAGGUACGCCUUGUCUCUGUACACCCAGACGACGGAUACGCUCAUCAAGACCUUCGUCACCACUCAAAUCAAUGAAGAUUCAAUCGAUGGUCAAGAAGGAAGCGUUGGGGAAGUGUCGAUUCAGGUUGACCUGUUCACGCAUCCUGGGACUGGAGAGCACAAGGUCACUGUUAAAGUUGUCGCAGCGAACGAUUUGAAAUGGAACGUACCAUCCGGAAUGUUCAGACCUUUCGUGGAAGUUAAUCUAAUUGGACCAAACCUCUCCGAUAAGAAGAGGAAGCAUGCGACAAAAUCCAAGUCGAACAACUGGUCACCAAAGUACAAUGAAACAUUCCACUUCAUGAUUGGCAAUGAGGAACAGUUAGACUGUUAUGAACUCCAUAUCUGCGUCAAAGACUAUUGCUUCGCAAGAGAAGAUAGACUCGUGGGCGUAGCUGUGAUGCAGCUUAAAGAUAUUGUUGAAAAGGGGUCAUGUGCUUGCUGGUUGUCACUAGGCAAGCGAAUUCAAAUGGACGAGACCGGCUGGACUAUCCUGAGGAUUCUGUCGCAACGCACAAAUGACGAGGUCGCCAAAGAAUUCGUGAAGCUCAAGUCAGAUAUCAGGCAGGAGAAUCCUCUGGCAUAAAUGUGCACGUAGCUACUGAAAAGAGGAAAAUAGCCAUUUUCAGUUCACCUCAUGGUACUGCUCCAGUACAAAUUACUUGACACAAGAAGAAAUGGUUGUUUAUUAUCAGUCAGUGGUGCCUGAGUGUAAAAAGCUGUCGUAAUGAUCACAGCGUAGAUUCAGUAAGAUGAACGUACCUGAUAAUAGGAGCUUUCACUUUUUAUAUACUUGAUUAUAGAGGUCAAAUACACAGGGUAUAUCAACCUUUUGAUAAACGAGAUUUUAUUCGAGAGAUGGAAGGUAUAUGUUUAAAAUAACAGAUGUAAUUAUAUAUAAGUAUAUCGUGAUACAAUUCACUUUAGAUGGAGUAGUAUAAUGAAUAGUAAGAAGACAAUUGAUAUCAUGAAAUGCUUAGCCUAGAACAUCGGCAAUGAAAUCGUUUGAAGACCAAAAUGUAGAUUCUAAAAGAAAAUAAAGUUCUCCAAAUCCAUUAUAAACGGAAUUACGAAUGAAAAAAAUGAAAAUGAAAUGCUAUGCUUGUUAAACGUACAAGCAUGCAUUUAUCUGAAUGUUUGUCACUUCCUUUGAAAACAUUUAAACUGAAACUAUUGCUCUUUGUCAUAAAUGUUCAACUUACUCUGUCUACAAUACAAACAAAGGCUUCCGGAAAAUAAUACCAAACCAGGAACAAUAUCAAUAAAGUUACCAAACAGACUUGAGCGAAGUGCUUUAACCUGUACAAAAAACAAAAACUCUGUACAUUUAAGUGGACCCGUCCUAUCAGACUGAAGACGUACGAGAAUACAUAAUACACCACCAUGUUACAUUAUGAUAAUGUUUAAUGUGCCUCCCAGCUGAACGUUCAACAAUAAUAUUUAUGAGUUGAAUUGUAAUAAUCCACUGUUAUUGUGAUCGUCCCCCAUUCAUUAACUAUACCUUGUAUCAUGACAACUGUAAGUCAUUAUAGUCAUCACUGCUACAAGCACUUCAGAUAGCUUUUUUUGUUUGAACAGUUAGUGUCCACUUUAUCACGAUAGGAUGAUAGAUAGUUGGACUCAUGUUUAACAAAGGAGGCUAUCUUCAUUCUUAGACCAUUUUCUACUAAAUACAAGUUGUACAUAAGCACAAAAAUGUUAUGUAUGUCAUCACAGGAUCCUUUCUACAUAAAUUGCCAUUAAGUUUGGAACAAAAGGACCUAUCUUCCUUAGGAAUUAUAUCUUGGAUGGUAUACAAACAUGUUUGCACUGAACGUACAACGUUAAGUACAUUUCACUGUAAAAAUCUGUAAAAAGAUGCAACAGCAUGCAUCCCUUUUACAUAACUCAUAUGUUUGAAAUGUGAUUCAAUUUAGGAAUAAGUAAAAAAUUUAUAAGUAAAAAAUAACGGCAUGGUAUAUAAAAAUAAUUCGUUAUUUCAACCAUGCUUGAAUCACCACAUAUAUUUUCUAUUUGUUGAAUUGGUAUCUCCCUGUGUGCACAUUCUAACAGUAUUGCAACCAAAAAUUGAAAUCAGUAUUACAAGUAAAUGUACGGUUGUUCUAAGUGUUUGUGAUGUCGUUUAAUUUCGUUUUUGGCUUAUCUUAUUCAAAUAAAUCAUUCAUCUUGAAAAGUGUUUAGUGGGAAAAUCGGUUAAUUCCACUUCUCCGUAAACUAAAACAGAGUACCUGAAUAUUAACCAGUAUACGCAGAAAUAUCACUUCUCUCAACCUCAGGACUUUAUUUUGUAUAGUUAACGUUAAUGGAAAAAAUUAGUUUUACGAAAGUUCAAAAGACAAUAUAGAAAUUGCUAGAAAACUGAUUGCUCUCAUACAUUUUUCAAGGUGGAUCGGUUUGAACUAAGGAACUUUGAUAUAAAAAUGCGCCAUUUCGUUCUAGGUAAUUUCAAAGAAAGUAUACAUGGAAGUCUGAGAGAGAAAGAAAGAGAGCAAAAUAUAAUGGUUAUUGUACCUUCAUAAUUUGUAUGUUACAUCAUUUUUUGCUUAAAAUGACCAUGCGCAGACUAAAGGAUACUUCAGACGCGAUUCCAUAAAGGUUGCCAGUUUGACGGGCUCAAUGACAAAUAAGAAUUUAAUACUGUCAAGUUCCUGAAAAUCACUGACAAUAUUUAUGUUUGUCCUAAUAGUCUAAUCGUAUUAGCAAAUUUCCCCGAAAUUAUAGUAAAGUCUGGUUUCAUUGGUGCAAGUUGUUCAAGGGGGUAUUUAAAACAUGGACGCAUAAAAUGGGUACACCAUUUUUUGUGGGAAAACUUUCUAUUUGGCAACAAAGAAUGAGAAAAAUGUUAUGGCCGAAAAACGAGGCAAAAUGCAGGUUUUGGCACUUGUUGACAAUGCGACAAUAAUUUCACGCAAUUACUUGAAAUUCUUUAAAUCCGUAAGACUCAUGCUUCUAAAUAACACCAACACUACAGCGCAUUUGAUAGCAAAAUACACGUGUUUACCUUGCCGAUAUUAAUCACAAACCAUUCCGAAAGUUAAAUAUUAUUUUGGUGUGAAAAACAAAUGUUACGUUUUUUUCUUCUAAACAAAUUCAAACAUUUCACAUUUGUGAGUAAUUGAACAAAUGCGCUACGAUAUUCGAAAAACAUACGUUACUAUACACAUUUUAAAACAAAGCGGAUGUGUGUAUCAUCUUUUGUUACGAACAACUCACAAAUACGAAAUCUUUGAAUUUGUUUAGAAGAAAAAACGUAACCCAUCCUUUUCAGCAUAAAAAUAAUAUUUAUCUUUGGGCAUGGUUUGCGAUUCAUAGGGCAAGGUAAGCUAGUGAAUUUUGAUAUGCCAUGCCCUUUGAACUAUAUUGCUCAAUAGACUAGUAGCGAUGGCCGGAAAACAGGUGUUUUGGGAUAAACAAUUAGAGAUUCUCAAAAACUACUUGACCAAUCUACGCCAAUUUUGCUGUGGUUAUUUAGAAGUACGAAUCCUACGAAUUUGAAAAAUUUCAAAUAUCUGCCAGAAACCAUCGUCGCAUUAGCAACAAGUGCCAAAACCUGCUGUUUGCCUCGGUUUUCAACCAUAACUUUUUAGGUGUGAUCUCAUCUUGUAGGUUUCAUAAAUACCUAAAAAUCUUAUAUAAAAAGUUUUUUCGUUACUAUCAACACGUUCGAUUAAAUCCCCAAAAAUGCGU
Acanthoscelides obtectus is the source of this 5101-nucleotide messenger RNA. NCBI's taxonomy places the organism in Eukaryota, Metazoa, Arthropoda, Insecta, Coleoptera, Chrysomelidae. The record is from the annotation of a GenBank genome assembly.